Molecule: messenger RNA, 1220 nt
Organism: Malania oleifera
Lineage: Eukaryota; Viridiplantae; Streptophyta; Magnoliopsida; Santalales; Ximeniaceae
Exons: 6
Coding region: 174-878 (234 amino acids)
Source: RefSeq, a predicted model, not a curated record
GCCUUAAGCCUGCGUCCGCCCGAGUAAGGACCGCAAAUGUUCACAAGCAAUGUCCAACGCGAUGCUUGCGGCUAUAAAAGUUCCCACCGCUUCUGGGCCCCUGGCGCACCCAAAACUGCCGGAGUCACAACGCCGAGUUCGCAGUAACAGCAAUAACUACAUCGACGGUGGCCAUGGGUAGCGAAGGCGAGAUCCAGAGGAAACCCAGAUUUCUCUGCCUCCAUGGAUUCCGAACCAGUGCCGGAAUCCUCAAGGCGCAGCUCUCCAAGUGGCCGGAGUCGGUUCUCUCCCAUGUAGAUCUUGUCUUCGUCGACGCUCCGUUCCCCGCCCAAGGCAAGUCCGACGUCGAAGGAAUCUUCGAUCCUCCCUACUACGAGUGGUUCCAGUUCAACAAGGAAUUUACAGAGUACACGAACUUCGAAGAGUCCUUAGCGUACAUCGAAGAUUGCAUGAUAAAGCACGGACCUAUAGAUGGGUUGCUUGGAUUUUCACAGGGGGCCAUUUUAUCCGCGGCGCUGCCGGGGCUGCAGACCAAGGGAAUGGCUCUGACGAAGGUGCCCAAAAUUAAAUUUCUGAUAAUAAUCGGCGGGGCAAUGUUUAGAUCAUCAUCGGUCGCUGAGAAAGCUUAUUCCUCUCCCAUUCGCUGCCUGUCCGUCCACUUUUUGGGAGAGACGGACUUCCUGAAGCAGUAUGGGAUUAAACUUUUAGAUUCAUUUGAAGAACCUCUCGUCAUCAAUCAUCCCAAAGGCCACACAGUACCCAGACUAGAUGAGAAGGCUUUGCAAGUCAUGCUCGGCUUCAUUGAGAAAAUGCAAAAGACGUUGCGUAGGGACGAAGAAUUGGAGAUGCACUUGGAUGGCGAUGCUCCUGUAUCUUAAGCGAAAGGAUGAUUGACUCCUGCUGGAUGAGUAGAAUAUAAUCACUUAGAAGGGAAUCAAAUUUAUUAUUCAAUUUCUUUAAGUCCUCUAUUUAAAAUUUUACUUCAUUUCACAAAUCAAUUGUGAUGUCAUUGAAAUUUGAAAUUAUUCAAUUUAGGAUUAUAGACUGAAAAGAGAAAAAAAAACAAAAACCAAAAAGACAGAGACCAAUGUGCCUGAAGCCUUGAACGUACGGCGAUUUGUCAAGUUGACUAUAGCUCUCGCUACAAGCUGGUGCAAUAAUUUCAUUCAAUUUGUUAUUAUGCCAUUAUAAAUUGAGUACAGAUAUAGGUAUUUUUCAAA